AUGAAUUCUGGAUUUACUCUGGUUAGCUUUCGAGAUAUUGCAACUAGGGAUCUAGUCCUGGAAACUGGUGUGAUUCAUUUCGACAAAAAACCAGUUGUUCUUCGUCCCUGGACACCUGACAUGGACACAGUGCAGAUGGUGAAAUCGGUUCUAGUUUGGGUUCGAUUAAACGGCUUGGGGCUUCAAUAUUGGGGUCGUAAUAGUCUAAGUGCUCUAGUUAGCACUAUAGGCAAACCCAUUAUGAUUGAUCAAGUUACCCGUGAUAGAUCGAUGGUCAAAUUUGCGAGAGUUCUUGUUGACAUGGAGAUCUCUGAGAACCCCCCUAAGACUAUCUCGUUUGUUAACGAGAGAGAUAAACUAGUUGAACAAUUGGUGGAGUACGAAUGGCUUCCUUCUAAAUGCAAAGCUUGUGACUGUUUGGGACAUACUGUGGUGAACUGUUCGAAGGAUAAGGGGCACAUUUGGGUUAAGAAAUCCAAACCAGAUCAUAAGAAAACAGAGAUGGUCACUGAUAAGAAAAUUGCUGAGCUUUCUAUUGAUAACAAACAGGUCAAUGUUGAUGCUACUACUUCUCAGGAGGCCUCAAGUGAAACAGCUGCUGUUAUUGCAGUAACUGCUAUAUCUCAGGAUGCCUCAAAAUCGUGUGAAGCAACUAAUGUUACUGUAAACAAGGUAGCUGAAACUAAUAUAGUUACAACAGCAAAGUAA
Humulus lupulus (European hop) is the source of this 708-nucleotide messenger RNA. RefSeq lists its product as uncharacterized. The transcript has a single exon. Lineage: Eukaryota; Viridiplantae; Streptophyta; Magnoliopsida; Rosales; Cannabaceae. Bases 1 to 708 code for a protein of 235 amino acids. The record is from RefSeq and is a predicted model, not a curated record.